CCCUACUAUGUGGGAUCUUACGAGUUACAACCUAUACGGAACCGGAUUCUUGAUACUUCACCCAAAGGCCAAAAGGCCCAACGCUUUCGUGCUGGAUUUUUUCUUGAUAAUUCAUUGAUAACUGAUUUAAGUGUUGACAGCCAAAAAGGAAACAGGUAUAGAACUUUUGUAUUUUUGGUAAUAGCUUUACAUUGACAAGUAUGGCUAUUUCUUCCCAGAGCUUGAGCUUGGCAUUGAAAAACCUGUCAAUUUCGCCAAAUGAAAGCAACCAAUUCGCUGCCCAGAGUGUUGACUUCCAGUUCAGGCUUUUGGGUUCUUCCAAAAACUCGACCUUUUCCAGCUUUUCAAUCAGAAAUGAUGGUAGUUUCAGGGAAAAUAAUAGGAGUAACAGUUGCCAAGUGUUUCAGCUCAAAUGUAGCGAAUCGGAUUUUAUUGCGAAAACGAGUGCUCUCGAGGAGGUUAUAGAGGAACCCAGAAUUGAUAAUGGAAGUGGAGGAGAUGGCGGCAAUGGGCGAUUGCCGUCUGGCGGUGGAGGUGGCGGGGGCGGGGGCGGGGGCGGAGAUGAAGAAGAAGAAGGUGAUUUUGAUGAAAAAGAAUUCGGGCCUCUUUUGAAGUUUGAAGAAGUGAUGAGAGAAGCUGAAAAACGAGGGGCGACUCUGCCUUCUGAUAUGUUAGAAGCUGCCGAGACUACUGGGAUUCGGAGCUUGAUUCUUAGCCGUUAUUUGGGUUUACAGGGGUCAGUUUGGCCGUUGGGAUUCUUGAUGAGGUACUGCUCUAUGCUCAGGAAUCGAAUGCUUGCUGAUCCAGCGUUUUUGUUUAAAGUUGGGACAGAGGUGGUCAUUGAUACUUGUUGUGCAACAUUUGCGGAAGUUCAGAAGAGGGGUAAGGAUUUUUGGGCCGAGUUCGAAUUGUAUGCUGCAGAUGUUUUGGUUGGGGUGGUAGUUGACAUUGCUCUGGUUGGCAUGCUGGCACCUUAUGCUCGUAUUGGGAAGAGAUCUGUUUCGAGUGGCUUUUUAGGGCGACUACAACUUGCCACUGCUUCUCUCCCAAGCAGUGUUUUUGAAGCUGAAAGGCCAGGAUGCAAAUUUUCAGUCCGGCAACGAAUCGCUACAUACUUUUACAAGGGUGUAUUAUAUGCUGCAGUUGGAUUUGGCUCUCUCUCUGACUUAUCUAUGCACAAGUCUGCGAAUCAUAUAGGUGUUUUCCUAGCAGUCUCCUCCAAUACUCGUUAUCAGAUUAUUAAUGGCUUGGAGCGAUUGGUCGAAGCAUCGCCUGUAGCAAAUCGAGUCCCACCUGUUGCGAUGGCCUUCACAGUUGGUGUGCGAUUUGCUAACAACAUCUAUGGUGGAAUGCAGUUUGUAGAUUGGGCAAAAUGGAGUGGAGUGCAAUAA
Coffea arabica (coffee) is the source of this 1391-nucleotide messenger RNA. NCBI's taxonomy places the organism in Eukaryota, Viridiplantae, Streptophyta, Magnoliopsida, Gentianales, Rubiaceae. The record is from RefSeq and is a predicted model, not a curated record.